Messenger RNA from Malurus melanocephalus (red-backed fairy wren), 10519 nucleotides. RefSeq names its product solute carrier organic anion transporter family member 5A1 (gene SLCO5A1). The transcript has 9 exons. Gene Ontology annotation, biological process: sodium-independent organic anion transport; transmembrane transport. The coding region runs from base 245 to 2812 and encodes 855 amino acids. The record is from RefSeq and is a predicted model, not a curated record. Gene Ontology annotation, molecular function: protein binding. Gene Ontology annotation, cellular component: membrane. NCBI's taxonomy places the organism in Eukaryota, Metazoa, Chordata, Aves, Passeriformes, Maluridae.
GCCGGCAGCGCGGGCGCCCCGGCGGGCGGGCGGCCCCUCGAGCGAGACUGAGGGUGGAUGGAGUCACAAAGGAGUUUGGCUGACACGUGCGGCGGGGCGGCCGGCGGCCGCAGCUAGGGCCACCCCUCUCCCCUCCCUCCUCCCCUCCUCGCUAUGCUGCGCUCUCGCCGGGCCCCUCAGCGCGCUCGACGCACGGCGGCGAUGGAGCCGGCCGGGUUCCUCUGAGGCCGCCGCCGGACCCAGCAUGGCCUCGGCGGGGACCCCGGAGCAGCGGCUCCCCGGGGCGGAGCGGCCGGCGGCGGCGGCGGGGGGCCGGGCGGAGGCGCCGCGGUGCCGCAGUCUGCCCGCGCUCGGCUCCCCCCUGGCGGCCGGGGGGGGCGGCGGCGGCGGCCCGGCGAGCCCCGCCGCGGGACCGGCUCCCGAGGCCGAGCGGGGCGAGGGCGCUGCCGCCGCCACCGAGGCUCCCCGGCCCCCCUCCGCCGCCGGCGGCAGCGGGAGCUUCCCCUGGAAGACGGCGGGCGGUCAGCCGGCGGCGCCCGGCCGAGGGGUAUCCCUGGGCCCCCCGCUGCUGCUGCCGCCGCCGCCGCCGGCGCUGCUGCUGGCGGGCCCCCCGGGCCGAGCGUGCCUGCGGGCAGUGCUGGCGGACUCGCGCUUCUUCCUGGUGUGCAUGUGCUUCCUGACCUUCAUCCAGUCCCUCAUGGUCUCCGGCUACCUGAGCAGCGUUAUCACCACCAUCGAGCGAAGAUACAGCCUCAAGAGYUCGGAGUCGGGGCUGCUGGUCAGCUGCUUCGACAUCGGGAGCCUGGUGGUGGUGGUCUUCAUCAGCUACUUCGGGGGACGCGGGCGAAGGCCGCUCUGGCUGGCCGUCGGGGGGCUUUUCAUCGCCCUGGGCGCUGCGCUCUUCUCCUUACCUCACUUCAUCUCUCCGCCGUACCAGAUCCAGGAACUGAACUCCUCCGUCAGUAACGAGGGCUUGUGCGUGGCUGGCAAUGGCACUGCCAAAGAGCAGUGGGACUCGUCGGCCUGCAUCAAGGACUCCGGUGGAAAUGACCACUCUCUCUAUGUAGCUUUAUUCAUCUGUGCCCAAAUCCUCAUUGGCAUGGGCUCGACACCCAUCUAUACCUUGGGACCAACCUACUUAGAUGACAAUGUCAAGAAAGAAAACGCCUCGCUUUACCUAGCCAUCAUGUACGUAAUGGGAGCACUUGGACCUGCAGCUGGAUACUUACUGGGAGGACUCCUCAUUGGUUUCUAUGUUGAUCCUAGGACAGCUGUUUAUAUWGACCAGAGUGAUCCCCGAUUCAUUGGGAACUGGUGGAGUGGAUUUCUCCUUUGUGCCAUUGCAAUGCUCCUKGUGAUAUUUCCCAUGUUUACCUUUCCAAAAAAGCUCCCUCCUCGACAUAAAAAAAAGAAAAAGAAGAUGCACUCUGAUGGUAUUUCAAGUGAUGAUGACGUGAUGAAAGAGAAAAGCAGUAGCAAAACAGAAACAGACAGUUCAGUUUCUGCCUCUAUGGGAUUUGGAGAGAAUGUUAAAGAGCUUCCAAGAGCAGCUGUCAGGAUCUUAAGCAACAUGACAUUCCUUUUUGUGAGUUUGUCAUACACAGCUGAGAGUGCCAUUGUCACAGCUUUUAUUACCUUCAUUCCCAAGUUCAUCGAGUCACAGUUUGGCAUCCCAGCUUCCAAUGCCAGCAUCUACACUGGUGUGAUUAUUGUCCCAAGUGCUGGUGUUGGUAUUGUCCUAGGYGGCUACAUUAUAAAAAAGCUGAAACUCGGUGCAAGAGAGUCUGCAAAGUUGGCUAUGAUCUGCAGUGGGGUAUCUCUGCUGUGCUUUUCAACACUCUUCAUUGUUGGAUGUGAAAGCAUUAAUCUAGGGGGCAUAAAUAUACCUUACACAACUGGUCCCACUCUUGCCAUGGCCCACAGGAAUCUGACUGGAAGCUGUAAUGUUAACUGUGGAUGUAAGAUUCAUGAGUACGAGCCUGUCUGUGGAUCAGAUGGAAUAACAUAUUUUAAUCCUUGCCUAGCUGGCUGCAUCAGUGGUGGAAACCACAGCACAGGGGUGAGAAAUUACACGGAAUGUGCCUGUGUGCAGAGCCGCCAGGUGAUCACGCCGCCCACAGUGGGCCAGCGCAGUCAGCUGCGGCUGGUGAUUGUCAAAACCUACCUGAACGAGAACGGCUACGCUGUGUCUGGGAAGUGCGAUCGGACCUGCAACACGCUCAUCCCAUUCCUCAUCUUUCUCUUCAUUGUAACCCUCAUUACAGCAUGUGCCCAGCCAUCAGCAGUCAUAGUGACUCUCAGGUCUGUGGAAGAUGGGGAACGGCCCUUUGCACUAGGAAUGCAGUUUGUUUUAUUAAGAACUCUUGCUUACAUUCCCACUCCAAUUUAUUUUGGGGCUGUUAUUGACACCACGUGCAUGCUUUGGCAACAGGAUUGCGGCGUCCAAGGAUCGUGUUGGGAAUACGAUGUCACCUCGUUUCGUUUUGUCUACUUUGGGUUGGCAGCUGCUCUCAAGUUUGUGGGAUUCUUUUUUAUUUUCCUGGCCUGGUAUUCCAUAAAGUGUAAGGAAGAGCAACUGCAGAGACAGAGUUGGAGGGCUUCACCGGUGAACACUGUGAGUGAGAUGGUGGGACAAGCUGGACCCCAACAAAACUAUGCACGGACUAGAUCCUGCCCUACCUUCACUUCCCGAGGAGACAUCAGUGUGGCACAAGGAAUGAACUGCUCAGCACAGACCUACCCCGGCCCCUUUUCAGAAGCAAUAAAUUCCUCAAGUGAAAAUGCAUUGGAAGAAGUCACUGUUGAGAUAUAGACCCCUGGCUUGGUAAUGUAAURCUUAGUUUUGUUGGUUGACUUAAUUACGGCGCCUUGUAAAACACCUGUGCCUUCUAUUUUUAAUCUAAAUGUAACACGUGAUAAAACCAACAAAGCUUGAUGCAAACAACCAGAAUAUGUUCCUGAGGGCUGGAUACCUCAAACCAACCCAAGUUCUUAUUUCUUCCCUCCCAACAAUGGAGUUUUAAAAAAUUGUGUUUGUAAUUAUUUCAGAUGUGUCCAUUAAAUGUCCAUGCUCUGAUCUAAUAUCAUUGUAAAGAUGAGGUGUUAUGAACAGCAGAAGUCAGUGAAAGAGUGACAAAAACUCACAUUGUUGAUGUCUAGACUCACAAGAAUGCUUAAAUGUAUUGUCAACUUCAUAUCCGCAAAUUGUAUUUUUAAGAGAUGAGUAAUUACUGUGAGUUCUGCUACAAAGCACAACUGAACUUAUUUAAACUAUGCAACUUAUUUGGAUAAUUGUAUGCGCAGCAAAUUAAGUUUAAAGCUUGCUUUUAAAGACAUUACUGCAACUGAAUUUGAAAGGGGCUAUUUUCAGGCAUAAUCAUUAAAUUAAAAAAUAACAUAAGKUUUAAAGUACUGUUAAUUACAUGUCAAGCCAUACGAGAGUUAUGCAUCAGGUAACAUUUGCAAAUGUUGAGUUGUAACGUCUUUAUCCUGUCAAAAUGURCAUUGAUUUUCAUUUGAUGGGAUGUAGUCAUUCUUCACAAAUUAUAUUACAGGAAACUGUAAUGCUUGAAGUAAAAAACUUCAGUAUUGGUUUAUAGUAACAUUAAGAUUUAGGACUCAUACACACAUACCAUGUGCGUAUUUCUGCAGUGUUACUUGCGUGGCUGUUACUAGCACCAAAUCCAUCCUUCCUGAAGAAGAAAACAGCUGGCUAUAGGUUGAUAGGAAGUUUGGCUGUCCUUCAGCUCUGUGUGCCWGUCUAGUUCAGCUUCAGUGAGAAAGUCCCAAGGGAGAGCCGAUGGCCUCAUCUGGGGUCCGGGACCUGGCGUGUCCCUGGCACCRGCAGCAGCAGAGUUCAGGCUGGUGCUGCUCCCACCUGUCAGGUGAGCAGAGGAGCCCUCAGAGGGCUGAGAGCAGCCUGCCCACUCUGGUGCCUCUCCCUGCACUCCGGGCACCACUGAGGCACUGAGCAUUGUGACACCCAGGACAGCUGGGACGGGAGGGCUGGCUCAGACCCUCUUGUUUCUGUCACACUUCUGUCUCUGUGGCUGCCCGGUGCGGGACAGGCUGGUGGGACAGGCCUGSAGGUCCUGGUUGUGUGGUUUGUCCCACACAUGGCUGCCUUUCCUUUUCUCAGCUUCACUGAAAGCUCCUGGGAAGGCAAAGAAUGAGUUUGUCUCUUCUUUGGCCUUCCAGGGGAAGAGCUAAGAACAGACAUUAUUGGCAAGCGUGGACACACAGGACGUGAUGUGGCCUUUGCUUAUUCCAAAUUACUGUAGUGUGCUCUCUGCCCAGGAGAUGAUUGAGACUUUCUAAUCAAAUGUGCUAGGCAUUUCAUUUCUUGCUCUGGAGGCUUUGUAGUGCCAUGCUCAUGAGGUACUAAUGAUGUCUCAAAGGGCAGAAAAUGACUGCAGUUGGACACUAGGAUGUCAAAGCUGUAUUGUGCCCUGCAGGGGAAGUCUUAGUAGUAUAGAAAAUGAAAAGCAGUCUUUUAAGAGGACUGAGUGAUAGUCUGGUUUGGGUUUUGCUGAGUAGAGAACUUGUGUGAAACCAAAUAGGAAAGAGCAGAGCUUCUGCAUCUUUUUGAAUGGUUAUUCCUGAUUCAAUUUUUGAAUUUAGAAUAUGUAUAUUGAUCAAACAUUAUAUGGAACCAAGUCCUUGAAAUUAAAGGCAGUCUCUCCUUAGCAUCCAUUGAGUUGUCCUGGGAAGAGUAACUCUCCCUCUCUGCCUUUGCCAACUGCCUUUUGUCAUCACCUGUAUCCUCUUGACCAGCGUGGGGCUGCUUAUUUCAGAAUGUCUCAGUCCAUUUAUGUGGCUCGUAACAAUUCUUACUCUUUCUGUCUGGAAACUCAAACUUUUCUAAUCCAAACAUAGAAGAAUAUURUUUUCAUCACUUCCCACUAUUCUGUCCAUAUUAAUAGCUAUUUUGGGUUAAGCCUGAGAAUGUUUUUUCCUCUUAUGCAGCCACCAGAURCAACAUGUCCUCAGUCAGCACACACUCCCUAAGAUGUUGGCUUCUACACUUCUUGUCCCUAGAAAUAAAUUUCCUCACAUGAACUCAAAGAUGUUUGGUGUAUAUAUAUAUAUAUUUUUUUUUUUUUUGCUAUAGGAGAUCAGAAUAGAUGAUAAAAAAUGUUUCCUUUUGUUUCAGUCUCAAAUACUUGUUGCACCAAAAAUUUUCUGCCAUGGCAAAAACUGGCAAAGUAGGACAAAGUGUAAUUGCAGCCCAACACUUAACCAUUUUAAUCAUGUUCCCAUUUUAAUCACCACAGGAAGAGGUGAAGAGUGACAAUCUUUUCAAAUACCUCAGAAACAGAGCAUUUAGUGAAUUGUAAAAGACUGAAGUUUAAUCAUCUAUCCUGAUCUCUUAUAUUUCAUGCCUUAUGUGCUUCUGUUCCAUUCAAAAACCAAGGGAGAGCAGAUUAGGAYUGUCAGGAACUAAUGGCACUGAUGCCAAAGAAUGAGAGUGAUAAAAGUGACACUUCUGCAGCUGCUGCUGCUUCUGAGCUUUCAAGGGAAUUCAGAGCUUGUUGCAAUGAAGACCAUCUGUUUUUAAGAUAGCCUGACCCUUCAACUUCUGAGAACAUUCAUAUUUUCUAAAUGGUAGAAGAAGUGGAAUGGGGAAGGGAAGACAUUAACUUUGGAAAUACUGAAAAAGCCAUCUUUACAUAUUUACAAUUUAAAUUUUAAAUUAAAAAUUAAAUUUUAAUGUUAAUUUUUCUUUGAGAAUUAUAUGCUAAACAAAGUGUAAUUCCUUACUUUUCAAACAAAUUUGUUCCUCUUUUGGGAUAUAGAUAAUUUUGGCGAUGCAGAUAAAUUUCUAUAAAAUCAAUUAAGUCAGUGUCCUCUGAAAGAAAGAAAACCCAAACUCUGGCCAGUUUUUGAUUGAUUCCYGAAGGAGAGUUUCUUGUGAGUAAGCUAUAAUAGUCUAAACAAAGCCAAUAAAGCUAUGCAGGGGAUACACAUUAACUUGCUAGAAGUGUCAAUUCCAACAUUGUCAUUGAUUAAUAUAUGGACUGACACCUGCUGAACAAACACUUUUUUUCUGAGGCUGUCAUUGCUGGAGGGAGCAGAAUUGCCAGAGGCAUUGAGUGCAUCCCUAGCAGUAGUCAUGGUUGACACAUGGUGCUAAACAACUUCACAGGAACUAAAAAAGAACUUUUUGCCUGUCAUUCAGUGAAGGGGCCCGUGCUGUCUUCCUACUGUGAGAUCUUCUCACCACAGAAUAGAAAAUUCAAUUAAGUUGUAAUUUUUGCCACCUUCCCUCUCUAUCCCAAAACACAAAAGGUUUGGUAGCAGUGAGUACAAGAGAAGGUAAAGCAGGAGUCCCACCCUGCUCACCUGCAGGCUGCUGUUGGUAGCAAAUCCAAGUCUCCUGCCUGCAGUUCACCAGUGAUAACAUGGAGCAACAACAUCUGGUGAUGGCCAAAGUGCCAUCGUGCCCUCCUAGGGACAGACUUAAGUUCCUCCUGCACCAGUUCUGAUUUAGAGUGAGGAACAUGGGAGGAGAAGUAGCCCAAACAUAUGGAUUUGAGUGAACAGGUUAAUAGUUCCUGCAUYGCCUCCCCUUCACCCUUGUUUCCUCUAAAAGGAGAAUUCAGAAKGGAUGCAGCUUUGGCCUUGGAUGCUUUUGAGUGCAGCACCCUCAAGAGAUCAUUUGUAGAUCUUUGGGGGGCUGGAAUAAACUGGAGAGUGGGACUGUGUUUCCAGUUUUAGGCAAAAGCUCUCUGGUUUUUGUYCCCUUCUUCCCCAUGAGCACACAGGAUAUAAUAUGGUAUAAUUUGGAACUGAUGACAUUUUAUAUUCUUUCAGUAUACUGUGAGCAGCUGCAAGAAACUUCAAAUAUUAUGAUGCAAUUUAAGUUUGUUUGGAAACUUUCAGUUCUUUGGCCAGCCUAUGUAUCUUUAAUAGUAACUUUCAGUUCUUCAGAACUUGCUGUUAUAUAAGUGAAGUAGGGGCACAAAUCUCCAACUAGGUAUUAAAAAUGUACAUUUGAGAGGCUCUGAAUUAAUUAAAAACACUUGAAAAUACUGUUUUCAAAAAGAUGGGUUUUUAAAAAAAUAUUGGUUAUUCAUUUGUAGUAUUAAUUAUUCAUUCACUAUGGCUCUGAUCCAACAAAACACUUAAAUAUGUGGGUGAAUUUAUAUACCUAAGUAAUGCACUUAAAAAUAAUGCACAUAUGUAAGUAUGGGACUGAAUCCUGUCUGCUUUCAGAAAGAAAUUCCUUUAUCCAAAGAGUAUUUCCAUGGUGAGCUUUUCCCCACUAUGGAUUCAGUGAUAAUUGUAACCAGAAUAGCACAAAGUAACRCUUGAGAACUCUCCCAUGGCAUUCYGAUGUGGCUACUUACAUAUUUGGCAAUGGAGGAGAGCUGUCAUUUUCAAGUAGAAUUCAAAUUCAAAAUAUUUUAUGGAYAUGGUCUGAGAUUCAUCCAUUCUAGCUCUUCCUGCCAUUUACUUAUUUUAAGAAUUUCUGGCCGAAAACCUGUGGGCUAUAUGGGGAGAUGGAUUAAAUAAAGGCAUCUUUCUGACCUUAGAACCAAUGAUAUUGCUCAAGUGAUGCUGUAGACUUGAAUUGUACCCUUUCACAGGAUUUCGACCUAGAGGUUCAGAAAACAAAUUAUCAGCAUCCCACAAAGAUGGAGCAAAGCACUGUCUGCUCAGUGGAACUCCAGCUUCCCCUGCACUGUUCUUGCAGGCUUUCCCCCAAAAUGCCUGAAUAAUUGCUGCCUUACURCAUUUUCCCGUGCACCUGAUUCCAYUGCUCUUCUUGCUGAUGUAUUGACAUAAAACUGAUGAUAAAUAGGUCCAAAGUGUCUUACUCAUACUUUGGAGCCAGAUCCUUGGCCUCACCCGUCCAAUGUUGAGGCUGAAGAAAUAGGCCAUACCUUGGGUUGGAUGUUAGCAAGCUGGUGCUUUAGCAAGUGUGUGUGAACUAGGGAAUAUCAAGUGCUUGUUUAGCUUUAUGCUCUAUUCACUGGUUAUUACUACUAUUUUUGGAGAUCAAAGACAAAAAACUUUMUAAACAAGUUUAUCUUUUUCUGUUUGCUCAAUAAUGUGUCUUCUGCAAUGCCUUGGAGCUGCCAUGCUGCAUGYUUCAGAAUCUGGGUUCCCCCAGCUGAAGCCAUCCAGCUGUGGUUGCUUUCCAGGGCUUAAAACAAAGAUUAACCUGGACUGCAAUCUGCAUUUGUCAUUGCUUUAAUCUUUUGUARAUUAAACCUGUAAUCAACACAUUUCAGGUUCUUCAUGUACUGAACUUGAUUUUUUGGACACUUUAAUCACUUUAAAGUGCUUAGAAAAUGGGCAGGCAACAUCAUGGUGGUAGACUUAUUCUUUGGUACGAAAUUAAGGYAUUCUUCUUUUUUCUUUUAACAUCUUGUUUGACAAAUAACAGUUCAAAAAGAUUACAUGUAAACAUUGUCACAGAGUAGGGAUGUGGAGCCUUCAGUGUGAGGGUAUGGCCAGGGUUCACAUAUUUGUCUUCUUUACACUGAAAAUCACUCAUACAUKUUACUUUGUGGCCAAAGGUUUGAAAGCCUAACUGAUCCUCAGGAAGGAAAUUUUUCCUCUAUUUUCUUCAUAAUUUAUUGUGUAAAUUCGCAAGGAACUUAACACUGUCCAUAUCCUGUGGUCAUAUUCAUUACAAUAAACUACAGUUAAUAACUACAGUUAAUAACUUCAGCAGUCACCCCUUCAGUCCUUCAGUUAAGCUUUUUUUUUAUUAAUACAGCCUUUUAAACACGGACAUAGCUCUGCAAUWUCAAAGUAGCUCCAAAGUUUUCUUGACUUCAAGUGUUACAUAAUAGAUGCAUAUUUAUCCAGGUUCCUGUUCCAGUCUACUCUUCUAAUUAUUGCAUUAUCCAUUGUGUGUACUGUAUUUGUUUUUUCAAUCUCAAACCAGCUGUCACAAUGUUAUCCUGUAAUAAUGUUUUGUUCAUUAUAUAGAAUAGGUGAAAAGCUGUGGAAUUAAUGAAGGGCUACAAAAAGCAUCCAAAACAUUGUUCACCUUGAGGCAGGGUGAGACAGCUUGAUAAUCUCUGGACAAAUGACUAAACAACACUGUGGUGCUAAUAGGUACUGAAGUAUUUUAUGAUGUAUUCACUAUGGCUUAAAUGACAUAUUCAAGGCAUGUCAAUGAUGCAACUGCAUGUGUUUCUGUUCCCAAAGUCUGGACUGCUCCGACAAAGACAGUGUUUGUCAUUCCUGCUGGGCCAAUUCCUGCCUAGCUCUUCUGUGGGCAAGUAAUUUCAGGAGUCAGGGUAGGAUUUGGCCCAGCACUAACAGAUAAAAUAAAAGCUACACAGACCACAGAAGUUUAAUGUAGAAUGUAUUCAGCCUGCUGUAGCAUGUUACYUUAUUUAGUUGCUUAAGCAGGGGCUAAAAAUAAAUUUUAUAGUAAUGAUAAGAAACAGUGGGCUAAAUUCUGGAACCACUUAACCAAGCAAUGUUAGUGUUUGAAUGAAAAAUGUGGAUUGAGAUCUGAAAUAUGAGUGUUCUUGCUUAGAAUACCAGGAAGAGAGAGGUAGAAAAAGAGCAAAUUCUGUCUCUAGAAUUUGAUUGACUUUAACCAAAGUCUGGUUGACUUUAAAGUGAGCUGUGAUUUACAACAGAGGAAUUUGGUUUUAAAAUCUUGAAGACAACAUUUUUUUCCCUUCCAUUUUGAAUUCUGAACCACAAUUUUUUUUGUGUUGUUGUGCCUGGGCUGCUCAUGCACUGAAAGCACUAAUAGCAGUAAUUACACUUCUGACCCACAGGGCAGAAAUUUUGCCUCUGUAGCAAACUUCAUAUUUGAAAACAUGGAGAGAAAUUUCAAAACAAAUUAAAAAAGUACAAAAUCAUCUAAAGUCGCGUCUCAGUAAAAAAAAAUAAAAUAAAAAGAAAAUUUUGUGUCAGUAAGUUCCCCAGCUGUGUGGAGGCUUUCCUGAAAGAAGACCUGCCCUUUUCACCAGCUGAGCACAUGGGAGUUUGGCCCCUGGCUGCAGUGCAUACCUCUACCAAAUGAUUUGUGCAGAACAGCAACAGUCUGGGUAGUACUGUAGGAGCAUGGAGUGGGCACACUGCCUGUAACUGUUUAGUUUCUAAAAAACUCAUUAUUAAGCAAAUGUGUAGAGUCUUAAGGAGAUUUGUAGAGUAUGUCUGACCGUAUGAGUGUGUGGGUGCUGUGCUGUGGUAAAAAGAGAAUAAUUGGUUUAUGCUGGGUAUUUUUGCAUACUUUAGGCUCCUGUAUGGUUUUUUUUAAUUGAUAUUUAUUUCUCAACAGAACUUAGAAUAAUUUUGAAGUUGUAUAACCCAUGAUUUAAUGAAAUUUACUGUCAACAUCUGUUGUAAACAURUGUUUACAAAACAAACUCUUGAAUACUUGAUACUUGGAAAUAAAAAAUAGCAUAUCAUGUGUGUUGAUUGGGUCCAGAUCCUCUCUGAUUUCUGAGUUCAAAGUGAGACUUAUGUGUUUUCWUUUCCAAUACAUAUAAUUACAUAAAAAAGCAUCUUUUGGAUCCCCCUGCAUGUCACCAGUGUCCAA